Messenger RNA from Magallana angulata, 4772 nucleotides. RefSeq names its product malignant fibrous histiocytoma-amplified sequence 1 homolog. The transcript is spliced from 8 exons. The record is from RefSeq and is a predicted model, not a curated record. NCBI's taxonomy places the organism in Eukaryota, Metazoa, Mollusca, Bivalvia, Ostreida, Ostreidae. Gene Ontology annotation, biological process: signal transduction. Gene Ontology annotation, molecular function: protein binding. The coding region runs from base 234 to 4016 and encodes 1260 amino acids.
AUACUGGUAUAACCGGAAGUUCCUCUAUGAAUACAUUGGAGGUCAAAACCACGAAAAAUGAAAUAAGAAAAGUCUCCGUGUCCAAAAGGCACAUUGGGUCAUUUAUACAGUCACAUGGAAUGCAGAUACAUGUAAUGGAUAUCAUAAGAGCAUAUCUAAACUUGGCGGAUUGCAAUGCUAUUGAGAUGACUCCCAUUCUUAUGACUCUAUAGGGAUUGCCAUAAGCUUUUAAAAUGGCAACGAACAGCCAUGCUUCGGAGGCAUUCAAACAGUAUGUCCAGAAAGACCAAGAUGGUAGAUCUAUUUUGAUUGUUCCAGAGGGAAAAUACAAGGGAUGGGUGCCUCGAAUCAUUUACAGCAUGCAUCUAGAGGAUGUGUCGCUGCCAUUUCUGAGGCUGAUGUCAUUUCCUGUUGGUGGAACGUCCAUCGGCAAUUUGGUUGGAAUGAAGAAUUUCAGUGCUGUGGGCAAUUACCUAUGCCUUUUACCCAAAUCAUUUGGAACUUGCAAAUGUAUUGAGAAGCUGAAUGUUAGCUUCAAUCAUUUUCAACAGAUCCCUUCAUCAGUGUUUAAUUUGGAGUCACUGACUGAACUAGAUUGUAGCGACAAUGAAUUGGAAGUUCUCUCAGCGGACAUUGGAAAACUGAAAAAUUUACGUAUACUCAAAUUGGGGGGAAAUUAUUUGUCAGAGGUUCCAGGCGAAAUUAGUCAAUGUAAAAAAAUAGAAUACCUUGAGUUGUCAAGGAAAUGGUAUCCAAGAGAAGGAGGUAUGAAAGAGUUACCAAAAGCUGCCUGUGGGCUUAAGGAGCUGCUCUAUCUAGAUGUCAGUUGGCAUCAGAUUCAUACAAUUCCAGAUGAGGUUGGUAAUUUAACAAAACUGGAGUCCCUGAAUUUAAAAGGAAAUUUCCUCCGAAAUGUUUCUCCAAAUAUUGUCAGUUGCACAAGUUUAAGAGAACUGAAUUUGACAGGGGCAUUGAAGUUGAAUUCAUACAUUCCACCAGAGUUGCUGCAGCUGUCUGAACUCAGGACAUUAAACUUGAAUAAUAACUACUUUUCCCAAAUUUCUCCAAAAAUAAAUGGACUUAAAAAAUUGAAGCACUUUAUCAUGAGGAGGAAUGCACUAGUCAAUCUCCCAGAGACUCUUUUUGACUUGAAACAUUUAGAAAGUGUUGAGGUUGGUGACAAUUAUCUUGAAGAGUUGUCUCCCUCAAUAAAAAAAUUGAAGAAGAUAAAAACAUUAGAAAUGCGAGGGAAUAAGUUAACCUCACUGCCGGAAGAAAUCUGUGAUUGCUUGAGCCUUGAAUCGCUGUUGUUGUCGUUGAAUGAACUGAAACAACUACCAGAAAAUAUUUAUAGACUUGUUAACCUGAAGGAGCUAGAUGUUUCUCAGAAUAACUUGACCACCAUACCUCUGCUGUUAGACAAACUAGAAAUGAUUGGGCAGACGGGACUGCUAGAUUUAGGAGGCAACAGUAUUAAAGUUCCCCCACAGGAAAUCUGUGACCAGGGCACGGAUACUCUCUUUUCCUUUUUAAGGGAAUACAGAAUCGGUCACGCCAAGCACAGACGGAAAAUGAUUUUGAUAGGUGCUGCCAAGGCAGGAAAAACUAGUCUCAGAAAUGCAUUGAUUCUCGGUCGUUCAAAAUUAACAGCGGAGGAUGAAAGGACUUGGGUUCUAGAGCGUCACCUGUGGGAACCUGAACCAGACUUGAGAGUGCAGGUACUAGACUUUGGGGGCCAUCAUAUUUACUCUGCAGCUCAUCACAUGUUCCUGACCCCGGAGGCUCUACACAUCUUGGUGUUUGAUUUAAGCAAGUAUAGAUCAGAGCAUUAUGAUUCUAUGGUGGGAAAUUGGUUGGAUGCGAUUAUGGACAGAUCACCUGGGGCUGUCAUUGUUAUGGUUGGAACCCAUGUCGAUCUUUGCAAAGAGGAUGAAGUUGAUGAAAACUUGGAAGAUAUCAUUGAUAAGAUGAAGAAGGUUGAAGAGAAAAAGAUUCAGGAAAUAAAAAUUCAGUUAGUUCAAACUGAUGCUACGCUAAAUUCAUUGACCAAUAGAGACAGUAAUACAAAAUUUAAUAUUGAAAUUGAAAGAUUAACUGAGAAAAGGAAUGGCAUUUACAAAAUGUUAAAGACUAGAUCAGAAUUGCCCAAAAUGAUUCAUGUUGUGAGUUGUACUGAUGAACUAACGGGGGUCAAAGAUUUUCGUGAUCUGUUGGUUAGAAAAUUAAAAGAAGCAGAGGAGAGACCAUUACCUGACCCUUGGUGGAAGUAUCUACAGAAAAUCUCCAAGUAUCCAGAAAAGAUCUUGUCUUUGACAGAGGCCCUGCGGAUCUUUAAAAGUGUAAUGAAUGAAUUAAAGCAAAGUAUGAUUUCAUUGGAAGGAUCAGCAGAUAAGAGUCUGGAAAUGGUGCUGAAAUAUCUUCAUGCUACUGGAGAAAUAAUGUGGUAUGCAGACAAUCCCAAACUGCAAAAAAUUGUGUUCCAUCAUCCAGAAACAUUGGUAGAAAUGUUGCGUGCAAUAUUCAAACAUGAUUUUGAGAAGGUGGUGGUUUUCAAUGAGGUUUUUGGCCAAUUAGCUGGCUUAAACCAAAAGAAAUUUGAAGCCAUGAAAGAAGACUUCCUCACAAAGGGAUUAAUGACACUGGAACUACUCAAUUUCUGUCUUUAUCACUUCAAACUUACUCCAGAAGCUCGGGACACUUUUGUUGAUCUCAUGUUGAAAUUUGACCUCUGCUAUGAAUUACCCUCUAGUCUACUAACUAACUACACAUCAGCUCGUAUUUUGAGAUUUCCAUGGUUUUUAAGAACUGAGGCAUCUAACGAAGUGUUCGUGAAGUGGCCAACUAAAACACCAAGAAACAUUAUAGAGCUGUCCUUUCAAUUUGUGUUUCCAUCCAAAUCCCCACCAAAUUUCUUUGAAAAACUGUCUUGCAGACUGCAGACUCAUGUGUUAAAACGAGAGGAUUGGAAAAAUGGAGUUCUGGCUUUCAUGAAUAAAUCCAGGAUUUUGUUGACACGUGAGAAGAAGGAUGGAGGGACUGUGAUACUGGUGUCAGUCCGCGGCAGCGACCUUCAGGAACUCUGGGGUCUUCUUUUGAAAAUCUACCACGACAUGAAGUGUCUGUUACUAGAGUGGCCCCUCGUACAUGUGGAGCAGAAUUUGCUGUGUUCCCACUGUGUGCUGCGGGGGGAUAAUGACCCAUUCCUGUACCCCGCAGAAACCUAUCUGGAGACCAUUUGUCCCAAGAAUGUGUACCAACUACAGACCUGUCAGAAGUCCCCUAAUACCAACAUUCCUGCUUGUCUGAUCAUCCCACUUGAUGCAGCAUUCCAGGAUGGCAUGGGACCUCAUAUAAUUGUGUUGAAGGAGUUCCUAGCCAGCCUGGAGGACACGGUGGAUGGCAUGGGGUCAGGCAUUCUGACGGACUUUGGCUUGAUGUAUGUUGCGGCCAGACUUGGAGCAGAAUGGUCACUAGUGGUCAGCCAUCUUGGUUUGAAACAAGCAGAAAUCGAGCAGAUACAGUUAGAUAACCCCUAUAAAACCAUCAACCAGAUCAGUAUUGCACUGCAGAGGUGGCGAGAUCGGCAGAAGGAGAGGGCAGAUAACACUCUGCUAAAACAGCUGUUUGACGCACUAGAUGAGACUAAUUACAAGAACCUGUGGGAUGAGAUAGAAGAAAAAAACAAGAAAGGAGAUUUAAUUCCUUUGACGGAUUCUGGCUUGAUGUAUGUCGCGAAGAAUCUUGGAGCAAAUUGGUCACUGGUGGUCAACCAUCUUGGUUUGAAAGACGCAGAAAUCCAGCAGAUCCAGUUAGAUAACCCCUACAAUAUCGAAAACCAGAUCAGAAUUGCACUGCAGAGAUGGCGAGAUCGGCAGGAGGAGAGGGUAGAUAUCACCCUGCUAAAACAGCUGUUUGACGCACUAGACACAUGUAGUCGCACGGACCUGCGGGAUGAAAUACAAGAAAAAUACAACAUAGCAGAUGGAGAUCUACAGGGGAAUUUAUUCCCAUUUUGAUAAGUAAAUGCUAUGUGAAAUUUGAACACACAUUACAGUGUUAAAAAUACACAUACUGUUCAAGUUGUUCAUAAUUGACUCUCUACAGCUGUGCUGAAGUGUCUUGCUCAUCAUUGUACAGAGUGUCAUGUGUAUCUCCAUGUGAUGAGGAGGGUCCAUUGAAAUUCUCUCAAAAUGUGUGCAAUAGUUCACUCACUCUCUUCCUAUCAUACGUGUAUGUGAAACUCAAGGGGCUUUUUCCUUGCUGCUUUACAUAGAAUCAAGAAAAUCAGGGUUUGAAAUAACUGUUAAAUUUUGUGAACUUCUAUACAAAAUGUAUUGAUAUUUGUUUGCUCAGCAAAGUUGAUGGAAUUAUUUGCAAGCUUUACUUUGAUUUUUGUCUAUGAUGAUUAAUCUUGUACAGGAAUUAAUAUUUAAAAAAUUAAAAGAUACCUUUUUUAUUAAAAAAAAAGUGCAUUUUUUACUAACUGUCUUGCACAUGAAAUGUGCAUUUCAUGUAUUGUUAAAAUUGUUUAUAUAAAAACUAUAGAUAACCCUCUGAUUCUUCUUUUUUACAAUUAUGAAGUGCUAUAUCAGUGUUGUGAAGAACAACUUUGUAUUUUACUGUAGAGAAAUGAGUACAAAAAAAUUAAUAUCCAUAUUCAAUUGCAUGUGAUUUCAUUCGUAACAGUAAGUGUUGGUAUUUAUUGUUAGAAUGAUGAUAUUAUUGAAAUGGUAUUAGUAGAUUAUUAAAAGGUACGUGUAGUACAUGUAAUA